GCGGCUCCACGGCCCCGCAGCCAGCGCAGCAGCCCGGCGCGGCCCCGCCGCCCCCGGCAGCACCGGCACCAGCAGGGAGAGCAGGGGGGCGGACAGCGCAGCCGGCCCCGAUAACGGGUAAUGGAGUCCAACUGCCGCAAACUUGUCUCCGCCUGUGUUCAGCUAGGGGUGCAGCCCGCCACCGUCGAAUGUCUUUUCUCCAAGGAGGCGGACAUCAAAAAGGGGGAGCUCAGCGCGGCGCCGGAGGGCCUCAAGGAGCCCACCGGCAGCAAACUCUUCGUGCGGCCGCCCCCCAGAGCCAAUGAGAAAGAUAAGAGCCAGCAGAGCAAGAACGAAGAUGCGGGGUCCGAGGACCCCUCCAAGAAGAAGAGGCAGCGGCGGCAGAGGACUCACUUCACCAGCCAGCAGCUGCAGGAGCUGGAGGCCACCUUCCAGAGGAAUCGCUACCCGGACAUGUCCACCCGGGAGGAGAUCGCUGUCUGGACUAACCUCACCGAGGCCAGGGUUAGGGUUUGGUUCAAGAACCGCAGAGCCAAAUGGAGAAAGAGAGAAAGGAACCAGCAAGCCGAGCUUUGCAAAAACGGCUUUGGUCCACAGUUUAACGGCCUCAUGCAGCCCUACGAUGACAUGUACCCCGGCUACUCGUACAACAACUGGGCAGCCAAGGGCCUGACCUCCGCUUCCCUCUCCACCAAAAGCUUCCCUUUCUUCAACUCCAUGAAUGUCAACCCUCUGUCUUCUCAGAGCAUGUUCUCCCCUCCAAACUCCAUUUCUUCCAUGAGUAUGUCUUCAAGUAUGGUACCCUCUGCAGUCACCGGGGUCCCCGGCUCCAGCCUCAACAGCCUGAAUAACUUGAACAACUUGAGCAAUCCCUCCCUGAAUUCUGCAGUGCCAACGCCAGCCUGUCCUUAUGCUCCUCCAACACCUCCGUAUGUUUAUAGGGACACAUGUAACUCAAGCUUGGCAAGUCUGAGACUUAAAGCCAAGCAGCACUCCAGUUUUGGCUAUGCCAGUGUGCAGAACCCCGCUUCCAACCUGAGUGCUUGCCAGUAUGCGGUGGACAGACCCGUGUGAGACACCCAAGUAGGAAACACUGCAUGGGAAUCCCUCCCCAUUUCCCGCAGAGACUGAGAAUUACACUAGGAAGUAAUGGGCACUAGAGAGAAAGGAGGAAAAAUCAGAGACAGAGAGAGAGGAAAAGAGAACGAGAGAAAGGAAAAAAAAGAGGAAACCACUGAAAUAAGAUAGUUCCUUUGUUUUCAAAGGACCUCCUACAGAUUCUGAGAUCUUUCUUUCACUAAGAGUAUUUCAACAGUUACAAGGACAUAUAUAUAUAUAUAUAUAUAUGGACAAAUGUUUGACUGGAUAUGAUAUGACAUUUUAAUGUUACUAUAAGCUUGUUAUUUUUUAAGUUUAGCAUUGUUAACAUAAAAAUGACUGAAAGGAUGUAUAUAUAUCGAAAUGUCAAAUUAAUUUUAUAAAAGCAGUUGUUAGUAAUAUCACAACAGUGUUUUUAAAAGGUUAGGCUUUAAAAUAAAGCAUGUUACACAGAAGCGAUUAGGAUUUUUUCGCUUGCGAGCAAGGGAAUGUAUAUACUAAAAGCAACACUGUAUGUUUCUAACAUAUAAUUAUUAAAAAAAAAAAUGUGUGAAUAUCAGUUUUAGAAUAGUACCUCUGGUGGAUGCAAUGAUGUUUCUGAUAUUGCAAUGUAAAACAUGCCCUGUGUAUAACAUUUCGUACAAUAUCAUUGUUUUACUUUUCAGCAAACAUGAAAAAAAAAAAUUGUGUUUUAUUUCAUGGGAGUAAAAUAU
Molecule: messenger RNA, 1811 nt
Organism: Apus apus (common swift)
Lineage: Eukaryota; Metazoa; Chordata; Aves; Apodiformes; Apodidae
Gene: PITX2
Product: paired like homeodomain 2
Exons: 5
Coding region: 121-1074 (317 amino acids)
Biological process (GO): regulation of transcription by RNA polymerase II; anatomical structure morphogenesis
Cellular component (GO): nucleus
Molecular function (GO): DNA-binding transcription factor activity, RNA polymerase II-specific; RNA polymerase II cis-regulatory region sequence-specific DNA binding
Source: RefSeq, a predicted model, not a curated record